AUGAACCCGAAACACCGGUUGGGUUUAUGUCCGAAUGCCAAGUUCCACAAUUUUCAACCCAAGUUGGUAUUGAAAAUACUACCGUUGAAAAAGAACAAAGGCAUUCCGUUAAAAAAAACUCGAGAGGUAUUCACGAGGGAAGAGGAUAUACUUCUUAUGCAAUCAUGGCUCAAUGUUUCAAAGGAUCCUAUUGUGGGAGUUGAUCAAAAAGUCGAAGGUUUUUGGUUAAGAAUCACCGAUAACUAUAAUCAAUAUCGUGGGCAGUUGCGAGAAAAGCUACAAGGCCAAUUAAAAUGCCGAUGGCAUCGAAUAAAUGGCCUUGUUCAAAAAUUUAUUGGAUGUUACAAACAAGCUGUUAAUGGUAAAAAAAGUGGUCAAUCAGAAAAAUAUAUUUUGGCUAAUGCACAUGCUUUUUUUCUUCAAGAUGAAGGAAUAGCAUUUAAUCUUGAGUAUGCGUGGCGAUUGUUAAAAGAUGAACCUAAAUGGAUGGGAGCAUUAACUGAAAAUUCUUCAAAAAGAACAAAGAAUUCUGCUAGUGGGGCACACUCAUCAAGUUAUAAAUAUAACUCAUCGUCACCAAUGGAGCGUCCAAUGGGGCAACAAGCGGAAAAAAGUAAGAGUAAGGCAAAGGAAAAGGCGAAUGCAUUUGAAUCCCAUUCUAAUGUUGUGCAAGAUACAUGA
This is a messenger RNA of Vicia villosa (hairy vetch), 681 nucleotides long. RefSeq names its product glutathione S-transferase T3-like. The transcript has a single exon. NCBI's taxonomy places the organism in Eukaryota, Viridiplantae, Streptophyta, Magnoliopsida, Fabales, Fabaceae. The record is from RefSeq and is a predicted model, not a curated record. The coding region runs from base 1 to 681 and encodes 226 amino acids.